AUUUUAAAAUGCUCAUGCCUGUCUGAAGCUUCUUUAGUGUCAGAACACAAAACCAAGACAAUAGAAUCUGAAAAACAUAGAGAGAGAAAGCUAGUUAGAGAGAGAAAGUUAAGAGUUUAUUUAUAAUUUGGAAAAAAACAUUGAGCUAGUAAACAAAAUUAGUUGUUGGUAUUUUAUUUUUCUUUUCUUCCUAUGUUUUGUAUGGAUAUGAAGAAGAAGUUAGAUUCAUUUCCAUGGACAAAACUUAAGAAUGAACCAUUUUGUAUGCUACAUAGAACAAGACAACACUAAUAUAUACAAAAACAAGAAACAACUCAGAAACAACAACAGUUCUAUUAUUAUUCCACACAAAUGGCUGCUUAUAACUCUCAUUGUCAUAAUCUCACUCACUCAAUGAUUCCUUUUUUUGUUGUUUUCCUUCUUGUUUUUGCUUCUCCUGUCCUUACACAUGAUCAACUGAUCAACUCCGAUUCCGGCCACCGCUUUCCGGCUAAUCAGACGUUCCGGCCGGAUAAAGAAAUUUUGAAGCUCAAAAGAAUCAAUGCUUAUCUUAAGAAGAUCAACAAGCCUGCUGUCAAGACAAUUCAGAGCCCUGAUGGUGAUAUAAUAGACUGUGUUUUAUCUCAUCAUCAACCGGCAUUUGAUCAUCCAAAGCUUAAGGGAUUAAAACCAUUGGAUCCACCAGAGAGGCCAAAAGGUAACGAGACUACAGAGACAGCAGCAACAGAGAGCUAUCAGCUAUGGAGAGAUUCAGGUCAAUUAUGCCCGGAAGGAACUGUGCCGAUAAGAAGAACAGUUGCAAAAGAUAUUUUAAGAGCAAAUUCUGUUAAAAGAUUCGGCAGAAAAUUAAGAAGACAUGUAAGAAGAGAUUCCUCAGGCACUGGUCAUGAGCAUGCAGUUGUAUUUGUUAAUGGAGAUCAAUAUUACGGAGCAAAGGCGAACGUAAACGUUUGGGCGCCACGCGUCGCCGAUCAAUACGAGUUCAGCUUGUCACAAAUUUGGGUCAUCUCUGGUUCAUUUGGCAAUGAUCUAAAUACCAUUGAAGCUGGUUGGCAGGUUAGUCCUGAGCUAUAUGGAGACAACUAUCCAAGAUUCUUCACUUAUUGGACAACUGAUGCAUACCAAGCAACCGGAUGCUACAAUUUAUUAUGUUCUGGGUUUGUUCAGACCAACAAUAAGAUUGCAAUUGGAGCUGCAAUUUCUCCAAGAUCCUCCUACAAUGGCAGACAAUUUGAUAUUGGCCUAAUGGUUUGGAAGGAUCCAAAGCAUGGAAACUGGUGGCUGGAAUUCGGGUCAGGACUAUUAGUAGGAUACUGGCCAGCAUUUUUGUUCAGUCAUUUAAGAAGCCAUGCAAGCAUGGUUCAAUUUGGAGGAGAAAUUGUGAAUUCAAGAUCCUCAGGCUACCACACAUCUACUCAAAUGGGCAGUGGCCAUUUUGCAACAGAAGGAUUUGGAAAAGCUUCUUAUUUUAGAAAUUUACAAGUUGUUGAUUGGGACAAUAAUUUAUUGCCAUUAUCAAAUCUUCAUCUCUUGGCUGAUCAUUCAAAUUGCUAUGAUAUAAGGCAAGGCAGGAAUAAUGUUUGGGGAACUUAUUUUUACUAUGGAGGUCCUGGUAGAAAUGUAAAUUGUCCAUGAAGAUAUAUAUAUAAAUUGGCAUAGCAUAUAGAGUAAGAUUAAUUCUUUGCGCAAUUUUUUUUUGUUUUUGACUACUAUAGGGCUUAGCAUGAUUUGGGUAUUUUGAUUUUUUUAUAUAUAUAUGACAUGCCCAGUCUUUUUUUUUUGUUUUUUUCCCACAUAAGAUGUCAAUUUUUUCCAUUUUUGGGAUUAUGUAAAUUUGGGAAACACAGGUUUGUUAAUAACACUGGAUUGUGUGUGAGUUUGUCCA
Molecule: messenger RNA, 1885 nt
Organism: Mercurialis annua (annual mercury)
Lineage: Eukaryota; Viridiplantae; Streptophyta; Magnoliopsida; Malpighiales; Euphorbiaceae
Exons: 7
Coding region: 352-1635 (427 amino acids)
Source: RefSeq, a predicted model, not a curated record